Molecule: messenger RNA, 1391 nt
Organism: Dioscorea cayenensis subsp. rotundata (Guinea yam)
Lineage: Eukaryota; Viridiplantae; Streptophyta; Magnoliopsida; Dioscoreales; Dioscoreaceae
Product: sorbitol dehydrogenase-like
Exons: 7
Coding region: 34-1119 (361 amino acids)
Molecular function (GO): zinc ion binding; oxidoreductase activity, acting on the CH-OH group of donors, NAD or NADP as acceptor
Source: RefSeq, a predicted model, not a curated record
GAGAGAGAGAGAGAGAGAGAGAGAGAGAGAGAGAUGGGAAGGGGUGGCGAAGGAGCAGUGGAUAUGGAGGAGGAGAACAUGGCUGCUUGGCUAGUGGGGAUCAACACUCUCAAGAUCCAGCCUUUCAAACUGCCUCCUCUAGGUCCUCAUGAUGUUCGGGUUCAGAUGAAAGCUGUGGGCAUAUGCGGAAGUGAUGUUCACUACCUUAAGACAAUGAGUUGUGCUGGUUUUGUUGUCAAAGAACCAAUGGUUAUUGGGCAUGAAUGUGCUGGAGUUAUAUCAGAGGUUGGCAGUGAAGUGAAGUCUUUAGUUGUAGGUGACCGUGUGGCUCUAGAACCUGGCAUCAGCUGCCUGUGCUGUAAUUACUGUAAGGGUGGACGCUACAAUCUCUGCCCUGAUAUGAAGUUCUUUGCAACACCCCCUGUUCAUGGCUCUCUUGCAAACCAGAUCAAUCAUCCUGCAGAACUGUGCUUCAAGCUUCCUGACAAUGUCAACUUGGAAGAAGGGGCAAUGUGUGAGCCCCUCAGCGUUGGGAUCCAUGCUUGUCGCCGUGCUAAUGUUGGUCCAGAAACAAAUGUUCUGAUUAUGGGAGCAGGGCCUAUAGGUUUAGUCACAAUGCUUGCUGCUCGUGCUUUUGGUGCUCGGAGAAUUGUUAUUGUAGAUGUUGAUGAUCACCGUUUACGUGUUGCAAUGUCUCUUGGCGCUGACGGUGUUGUUGUGGUUUCUCCAAACAUUCAGGGCGUGGAUGAAGACGUAGCUCAGAUACACAAGACCAUGUGUGCUGAUAUUGAUGUAACCUUUGAUUGUGCUGGAUUUAGCAAAACAAUGUCAACUGCUCUGAACGCAACUCGUGCUGGUGGCAAAGUGUGCUUGGUUGGAAUGGGUCACAAUGAGAUGACUGUCCCUCUUACCCCUGCUGCCGCAAGAGAGGUUGAUAUAGUUGGCAUCUUCCGAUACAAGGAUACAUGGCCCUUGUGCAUUGAAUUCCUGAGGACUGGUAAGAUCGAUGUAAAACCUUUGAUAACACACAGGUUCGGGUUCUCUCAGCAGGAGGUUGAAGAAGCCUUCGAAGUCAGUGCUCGAGGUAGUACUGCUAUCAAAGUCAUGUUUAAUCUUUAGUUGUUGUCGAGGUUCUUUCGUUGUUGGAUUUUGUUUAUAAGAUAGUUUGGCAGUUAGUUGAGACGGAAUGAUCCAAAUGCUAUUUCUAAGUUAUGAGUGCCUAAAGAAAAUAGAAAAGAGUGAUGCUAGCUAGUUUGUCUUGAACAAUCUCUGUUCUUAGUUUUGGUAUUUAUGUUAUAUAUUGUUCUCCUAACUCGUCAUGCGGGUCACAUGAAUGAGUUAGGAGAACAAUAUAUUAAAGACUUUAAAAAAAUAAUUUAGAUAUAGUAUUU